Molecule: messenger RNA, 1632 nt
Organism: Striga asiatica
Lineage: Eukaryota; Viridiplantae; Streptophyta; Magnoliopsida; Lamiales; Orobanchaceae
Source: the annotation of a GenBank genome assembly
UGCAAAUACAAGCUAAAAAUUCUUCUGCGGUCAAUACUUAAGCCUUUUUGCAGUUCCAAUCAACCAAAUUCUUUUGCAUUUUUUUAUUUUUUUUUUUCCGUUCAGACCAAUGGAAAUUUAGUUCCAUACUUCAUAGAAAGAAUCUAUCAAGAAAUCUGUUCACUAUCUCUAUUUCCUUCACUUUUCUACAUUUUAAGCUCAUAUUCAUAUGCCAAGGCCAUUUCCAGAUCAUGGGCCCUACUUAUUUUGAAGAAAACCUUGUAAAGAUUUAAUCUUUUUCCUCACUGAGUCCAAAAAACAAUAAAGAAAAAAAACCAAUGAGGCACAAAAAUCAUAAGCUCGUAUUAGUCGUAGGACUGUCAUCACUAUCAUUCUUAUCAAUUCUUUUAUUCAUAAUCUUUUGUUGUGGGAAGAGAAAAAAAUCUGGAAACAGUUCCAGAGAUUUAGAAUUGAACACAGAAAGAGAUACUUUUGCAAAUUCCAAAGAUUUUACAAAAUUUGAAGGCUGUGCUGGCUUGAGUUUGCAUGAGAUUCUUGAUGCCCCUGGUGAAGUUAUAGGAAAAUCCAGCUAUGGGACUCUGUACAGGGCUAGUUUAGUCAAUUUGGAUUCACUUGCUCUGUUGAGAUUCUUGAGGCCAAGCUGUACAUUGGGCACAAAAGGGGUUUUGCCAAUUGUGAAAAUGUUUGGCUGCAUAAAGCAUCCAAAUUUGGUGCCUCUGAAUGCGUUUUAUGCAGGGCCAAGAGGGGAGAAGCUUAUGGUUCAUCCCUUUUAUGAAUCUGGAAAUUUGUCUCAGUUUAUCAAAGUUGGCAAUGGCAAGGCCUGCAAAUGGCCCGUCAUACACAAGAUCUCCAUCGGCAUCACUUUAGGUAUCCAACGCCUCCACUCAUCCUUAGGCAAGCCCCUGGCCCACGGCAACCUCAAGUCCAACAAUGUGCUUCUCGACCGUCACUACAGCCCAUAUGUCUCAGACUUUGGGCUGCAUCUCCUCCUGAGCCCAAUAGCGGCCCAACAGAUGCUUGAAGCAUCUGCCUCUCAAGGUUACGCAGCCCCUGAGCUGCUCAAAAUGAGGGAUGUCUGCAUGGAGACCGACAUAUAUGCCCUUGGCAUAAUAUUUCUCGAGCUCCUAACAGGAAAAUUGGCUGCCGAUGAGAAUUCGGGCCGGGCUCGGGAUUUUGAGUUGAGAAGCGUGAUUCUCAAGCGUCGGAUUACGGACUUAUACAGUUGGGACAUGCUUGUUGGGUUGAGUGGGGAUGAGAGAGCUGUUGUUGAGGACAAGAUUUUGAAGUACUUUCAGCUAGCGAUUGCGUGUUGUUCGCCCUCACGUAUUGUUCGGCCGGAUAUUGGUCGAGUUCUUGAGAAGCUUCAAGAGCUUGGGAGUUGAUGGGCAUGGUGGUUGUGAUUUGUUGUUGGCUUAAUUAUUAUAUAUGUGCUUGACUUUUUGGUGGUGAUUAUGAUUCAAUGUAGCAUAUGCAAAGGGAAAAAAAAAAAAUUAAUUGAGAUUGGGUGGUUUGGUUAUGGUUGACUAUAUAUUGGUAGUGGUUAUGACAUGAUGUAGCAUGUGUUGUUGGGCAAAGUGAAAGGAAAAAUAGGUACUUCCUCCGAUUCUUUUUAAAUGCCGUUUUGUGUUUUAG